UGUUUGGAACUUUAAUUGUGUCAAUUUUUCUAAAUUGAUUCACACCGGUGAUCGUGAGGAUGAUGAUCCUUACAUUGAAGCAUCACAAGCAAAUAUGGUUUUCUAUGUUGAUGAUGAAACAGAUAAAGAAUGGAGUGUAGCUAUACAUUUACAACCAAGAGAUGUGUUUGACAUGGGACAAGUUGAUAAAGAAGAGAUAUUUGAGAAUGAGCCCUACCAACAACAAGAAUUUGAAAUUUUUUUCGAUGUUGAUUAUGGAAAUGUCCAAAUCUCAACAUAGGAGCAUAUGCCUGAACACACAUAGCAUGCUUUUUAGUUUUGGUGUAAAGGAAAAACUAUUUGUAUAUGCUAAUCACAUCACUCUUUUAUUAAGAUUUGAACUUUUCAUGUGUGUAUGGAUGUGGAUACAAAUUUCUUAUGAAAAUCUGCAGUCUUAUAACUGGAUGAACCAGUAAUCUUUACAAGUAUUGCAAUAACAGUAUUUUUUUAAAGAAUUUCUGAUUUAUCUUAUCUUUGGUUUAUUGUAGAAAUGGCAAAGACCAAGCGCUGGCAGAACUUGCAAAACUCAGUUCAAACAAAACCUACAUUGUCAGUUCAGCCCAACGCACAACCAACCACAUCACAAUCGAUUUCAUCAGUUCAGGCGAAAAAACAGAUGACUUCCUCAGUUCAGGCUACAUCACAGCCGGUUCAGUCAACUCAGGCUGCAUCACAGUCUAUUUCCUCAAAUCAGGCUGUAUCACAUUCGACUUCAUCAAGUCAGGACGAAUCACAACCAAAAUCAUUUAAGAAGCGUGUUGUUGGACGUGAGUCUACGAAGUAUUGGACGGUAGAAGCAAUAGAUUCAGAAGGAAACAAAAAAAAACUCAAAGUGAAAGUCAAAGAAGUGCUAAAUUUAUCUGGAGAAGAUCGUAUUGUUGUCAAUUUUGACUACCUGGAUUUUCCAUUUGGAGAAGCACAACCCCUUCUUUCUGGUUUUUGUGGAAUUUUAGCUGCUGAUUCGUCCUUAUUUCCAAUGCACUUUGACAAAUGGCCAAAUAUGCCUAUGUCAUACUUCGAUGGCGUCUUUGAUCAAAUCAUAGUGGAAAUGUGCAACAGAAAUGCUGAAAGUCGAAAGAAACAAAUCAUUCCACACACAGGUGGAUCCAAAGCUAACUCUAGAAGAAGGGCUGAAAUGAUGGCUGAGACCGGUCAAAUGCCUGGACGAGCAGAACUUUAUCUUGCUACUCAUAAGAAUGUAGAUGGAGCAUAUAUAAAUGAAGCAGCAAAAGUUAUCUGUGUAAGUUAGUUAAUGGGGGAAAUAAUAGCACUCCAGUUCCUUGGUUGUGUCAAGUCUGUCCCUAUUCUAUUAACAAG
Molecule: messenger RNA, 1356 nt
Organism: Solanum lycopersicum (tomato)
Lineage: Eukaryota; Viridiplantae; Streptophyta; Magnoliopsida; Solanales; Solanaceae
Source: RefSeq, a predicted model, not a curated record